GUCAUAUCCACUCAAAUAUGAGGACAACCGUCGCUUGUCAAUGGUGUCGAAGUGCGAAAAUCAAAUGCCAUCACGAUGGCUCCCCACCAUGUCGGUCCUGCUCGGUGAACCCCGGAAGGCAAUGUAUCUUGAGUACCCCGAAACAUCAAUCGAAACGACAUCAAAGUUCAUCUAGACCCAAAAGGCAUUCCCUAAGCCGAGUUUCAGGAGCUACUAAAGAUUACGAGGAACUACGAACAGCAACGGGUCGUUCCCUUUCUCUAACCGAGGAUCCUUUGAUGAGAUUAGAUGACAAACUACUGAAAGAUGCAUUCUAUGUCUUUAUCCGUCAUUUCCCUGAGUUCGGGAUUUUCCAUCAGCCAACGUUCUGCAUACUUCUCGAGAAAAGAAGCAUUCCAACAUUACUGCUUUGUGGCAUCUUGGCCUUAAGUUCCCGGUUUAUGCCGGAACUGGUCAGUCUUCAUGGCAGUCCUGGAAAGGCUUCGGAACAUUUUGCGAAUUAUGUUCGUCAGAAUAUAAUGGGUCAUACCAUGACCGCCAUGGAUAUCCACACAGUCCAGACGCUACUCAUGUUAAGUUUGUAUGACUGGGGAAAUGGCGAUGGUUCCCGUGCUUGGGUAUAUAACGGUAUGGCGACCCGUAUCGUUCAUGGGGUUUACGCACAGGUCAAGGAAUCUGCUAAGACUGACAUGUCUUCUUUCAAAAACUCUCAGUUGGAAGAGGCAUGCAGGACUGUCUGGGCUUGCUUUCUACUUGACUCCAUGAUUGGAUGUGGCAAAUGUCAGGCUUCCAAUUUCUCGAUGAGUAUAAGUAAUAUUCCUCUGCCCUCGGGCGAGGAUGACUUCGCCUUUGGAAAUAUUCAGUCCCCCAGACCCACAUUCAUGAAAGCGUGGGAUUUUGAAACCAAUGAUUAUCACCUACGGAGUUCAUCAUCGCCAGAGAAAAUGGGAUAUGACCAAACAUUCGCUUUGAUAGUCCAAGGCUUCCACAUCUGGCAAACUAUUUCAUCUUGGGUUUCUCUUGGGGGAAGAAGACGUGAGUCGCCGUCAUCAAGAGAGCCUCCUUGGCGAGGCUGCUCGUUCUGGUCUCGCAGUAUGGCCGCCCUAAAAGAUUGGCGUGCAUCACAAUCUCCGCAGUUAAUAUAUUCCGCGUCGAAUAUAAACCUUCAAGUUUACAUUUCACGCAACGAAGGGGAACGUUUCGUUAUCACGAAUCUUCUCUUUUACUUGAAUCUAAUCCUGCUUCACCGAGAAUAUAUCCCUUUCGUGCCUCAGUUGAUUAACCGGCCACAAGGUCCAAUACAGCCUCCCUUGUUGGUAGAAGAGGCUCCUCUUGGAUGGUGGGAUCAGAGUGCGCAAGAACUGUUUGCAGCUGCGUCAAAUAUCAUUCAAAUUAUGCAGGAGCUCAAUAAGGGUGGCACGCAAUUUCAAACCCCGUUUACAUGCUUUUGCGUUUUCAGUGCUGCGUCAACUCUCUGUUAUGCGAAGACAUGGCCUUACAUGGCACCCGGACUCGACCCUCAAACUUCAUCAACUAUGUUCUCAUGGGCAUCUGCAUGGCUAAGCCAGGCAUGCAAAUUCUGGAAAGUCGCAAAUGGAUGGUACAGGACAAAUCUCACUUUAUGCCAGCUUUAUACACAGAUCAAGAUGGAUCCAACUCAGCUCCUGGAUGUCCGACGAGAUGUAUUCACGGUCCUGGAGGAGAAUAUCCAGCGACUAGCAGGUUCGGAGACCUUGGAUCUAGUCGACAUACCGACUGCAAACAUUCUUUUACUACUGCAGAGACAACAAAGGGAAACAGAGAAAAGUGGACAAGAGCCUCCCGCGCCAAUUCCAACUCUACCCUCCUACCUAAAUUCUGACCAGGACCUGUUUGCAAAUAUUUUGUUAGACCCUUCCGGUGACUGGACACGCCCUUUUAUUGACACUACACAACUUUCUGGACCAUGA
This is a messenger RNA of Aspergillus caelatus, 1949 nucleotides long. Its product is annotated as Zn(II)2Cys6 transcription factor. Gene Ontology annotation, biological process: regulation of DNA-templated transcription; DNA-templated transcription. Bases 18 to 1949 code for a protein of 643 amino acids. The transcript is spliced from 4 exons. The record is from RefSeq and is a predicted model, not a curated record. Gene Ontology annotation, molecular function: DNA binding; DNA-binding transcription factor activity, RNA polymerase II-specific; zinc ion binding. Gene Ontology annotation, cellular component: nucleus. NCBI's taxonomy places the organism in Eukaryota, Fungi, Ascomycota, Eurotiomycetes, Eurotiales, Aspergillaceae.